Molecule: messenger RNA, 1151 nt
Organism: Dioscorea cayenensis subsp. rotundata (Guinea yam)
Lineage: Eukaryota; Viridiplantae; Streptophyta; Magnoliopsida; Dioscoreales; Dioscoreaceae
Product: polygalacturonase inhibitor-like
Exons: 1
Coding region: 4-1029 (341 amino acids)
Molecular function (GO): protein binding
Source: RefSeq, a predicted model, not a curated record
AACAUGGCUGCCACCACCACCACUAUUAAAACUCUCCCAUGUUUCCUCUCAUUAAUCUUUCUCCUCAUCUUCACUUCCUUUCUUCCUUCCACAACCUCAAAACUCUGCAACAAACAUGACCAAAAAGCUCUCCUCGCCCUCAAAACUUCCUUCAACCAUUCAGACCCUUUCCCAACUUGGACUCCAAUCUUUGAUUGCUGUGAUUGGUAUGGUGUUACCUGCAACCAAACAACGGGCCGUGUCUACAGCCUUGACUUAACCACCGACCUCACCGGCGUUGUCCCUCCUGCUCUCGGUGAUCUCCCAACCCUCCAAGUCCUCCGUCUUCACAAGGUCCCCAAUCUCCACAGCCCCAUUCCUCACUCCAUCACCAAACUCAAACUCCUUCGCUUUCUAACCAUCUCUUGGGGUUCACUCUCAGGUCCAAUCCCAACUUUCCUCUCUCAACUCCCUUCCCUUGAGAGCCUUGACCUCUCCUUCAACCAACUAUCCGGCAACAUCCCACCGUCUCUCGGUCACCUCCCGGCCCUUCGUGUCAUUGAUCUUAGCCGGAACCACCUCACCGGCACCAUUCCAGAGACUCUCUUCCACAUCAUUAAUCCUAAAACUACUUUCCCAACCCUCAUCCUCUCCCACAACAACCUCACCGGACCAAUACCGUCUUCUUUCGCCAAUGUAGACUUUGCCGCUUUAGAUGUUUCAAGAAACAAGCUCACCGGAAAUCCAUCUUUCUUAUUCGGCCAAUCCAAGUCAGCAGACACCAUUGUUUUGGCAAGGAAUCAGUUCAAGUUUGAUCUUUCCCGGGUUGUGUUCCCGGAGAAUGUUGAUGUACUGCAACUAGAGCAUAAUAUGAUAUAUGGGAGUAUUCCUAAUCAGAUAACCAUGGUUUCAACGUUGCAGUUCUUCAACGUGAGUUAUAACCGGCUCUGCGGUGAGAUCCCCACCGGCGGUCAGCUCGGAAGUUUCGAUGAGUAUUCGUUCAUUCAUAACAAGUGUCUCUGUGGAACUCCUCUGCCACCAUGCAAGUGAAAUGCUGCAUGUUAUAUAUACGUACUACUAGUUAAUUAAUUGUAUGUUCUAUGUUCUAUGUUCUAUGUUCUAUGUUCUAUGUUCUAUGUUGUGUUUGUUUUUGGGAAUAAAUAAAACUUUGC